Molecule: messenger RNA, 1116 nt
Organism: Perognathus longimembris pacificus (Pacific pocket mouse)
Lineage: Eukaryota; Metazoa; Chordata; Mammalia; Rodentia; Heteromyidae
Product: L-lactate dehydrogenase A-like 6A
Exons: 1
Coding region: 1-1116 (371 amino acids)
Biological process (GO): carboxylic acid metabolic process
Cellular component (GO): cytoplasm
Molecular function (GO): L-lactate dehydrogenase (NAD+) activity
Source: RefSeq, a predicted model, not a curated record
AUGAGCUGGGCGGCGGGCGUGCUGCGCGCCGGGCGGCGGGCGGGCGUGGGCCCGGGCGCGGGCGGGGCCGGGCGGGCGGCGCGCCUCCCGCGGUGGCCGCUGGCGCCGGGGGCCUGGAUGGGCACGGUGAAGGCGGAGCUGGUGAAGCCGGUGAGCGCCGAGAAGCCGGCGGUGCACAACAAGGUGUCGGUGAUCGGCACGGGGUCGGUGGGCAUGGCGUGCGCCGUGAGCAUCCUGCUGAAGGGGCUGAGCGACGAGCUGGCGCUGGUGGACGCCAACGAGGACCUGAUGCGCGGCGAGACGAUGGACCUGCAGCACGGCAGCCCCUUCCUGCGCAUGCCCCGGGUGGAGUGCAGCCAGGACCUGGGCGUGACGGCCAACUCCAGCCUGGUGAUCGUCACGGCGGGCGCGCGCCAGGCCGAGGGCGAGUCGCGCCUCAACCUGGUGCAGCGCAACGUGGCCAUCUUCAAGUCGGUGAUCCCGGACGUGGUGCGGCACAGCCCGCGCUGCAAGAUGAUCGUGGUGUCCAACCCGGUGGACGUGCUGACGUACGUGGCGUGGAAGGUGAGCGCGCUGCCCCCGGCGCGCGUCAUCGGCAGCGGCUGCAACCUGGACACGGCGCGCUUCCGCUUCCUGAUCGGGCAGCGGCUGGGCCUGCACGCCGAGAGCUGCCACGGCUGGGUGCUGGGCGAGCACGGCGACUCGAGCGUGCCGGUGUGGAGCGGCGUCAACGUGGCGGGCGUGCCGCUGCGGGAGCUGAACGCGGCGCUGGGCGGCGCCGGCGACCCCGAGCGCUGGGACGAGGUGCACAAGGACGUGGUGGCCAGCGCCUACCAGAUCAUCAAGAUGAAGGGCUACACCAACUGGGCCAUCGCCUUCUCGGUGGCCGACAUCGCGGAGAGCAUCCUGCGCAACCUGCGGAGGACGCACCCGGUCUCCACCGUCAUCCAGGGCCUCUACGGCAUCCAGGAGGAGGUGUUCCUCAGCGUCCCCUGCGUCCUGGGCGAGAACGGCAUCGCCGACCUGGUGAAGAUCAAGCUGAGCCGCGACGAGGAGGCGCGCCUGCGCAAGAGCGCCCAGACGCUGUGGGACAUCCAGAAGCAGCUCAAGAUCUAG